Messenger RNA from Bursaphelenchus xylophilus (pine wood nematode), 854 nucleotides. Lineage: Eukaryota; Metazoa; Nematoda; Chromadorea; Rhabditida; Aphelenchoididae. The record is from the annotation of a GenBank genome assembly.
AUGACUGUUUCCAACACCAGAUCUCUGAUUGCAGGCGCCUCCGUCGAUCACGACGCCACCGAUAAGCCCAAAGCCACCGCCGAGUAUUCAGUGGAGGAGUGCGUGGACAAGGUGUCGGAAUGCCGCGAAAAAUCCCAUGUGUGCAUAAUGGCAGUAAGUGAAGGUUUCUUUGACAAGUGUUUUGUAGGAGUACAGACGGCUAAUGGUGAAGUACUGCUCAGUGACUUGUGGGUUCUGCGGUAAGAGAAAUGCUCGCUUCUGGGAGUUCGAAUCAUUACAUUGUUUUAGCUACCGACUAUGAAGAGGUGAUAGAGGGGAACUACGUGAAUCCGGGGCUGGAAUUCGAAAGGAAGAAGCCUGAACCGCGUGCUGUAGAUACCACUACAUCUACUACCACAACAACAACAACAACAACAACAACUACUACUACUACUACUACUCCUACUACUACUACUACAACAACUACUACUACUACUACUCCUACUACUACUACUACUACUACUACUACUACUACUACUACUACUACUACUACUACUCCUACUACUACUACCAAAACUACCACUCCAAAAGCGCCUACCACGGUGAUAAAACGAAAACACAGGAAACGAACCAGAAAGCCAAAGCCAGAUCCUCUUCCGAAGCCGGCGCUGCAGAUCGACGAGACCUUCAUUCCGGCUGAUUUAUUGCCAGAAAUUCAUGGAUUCCGUCCGAUUAUUCAGGAAGAAGGACACAAAAGGGGAAAGGCAAUCCAUAAAGUCGAAAAAGAAGCCCGAGGCUGCGCGGACAAACGGGCAGAUUGCACACAACGGGCCUAUCUUUGCGCGGAAUUUGUAAGAUUUUGGUUGCUACGGUAG